UUCUAUAGGAGGCCUGUCUGUGGGAAACCUGUCUUUAACAUCUCAGACCAUCCAGCUUAAAUAUUUGACACCACCGUACGAGGAGUUAAACAGCAGCAAGCAUGUAGUUAAUCUUCUGUGAGACACAGCCAGAGGCUUCAAAGUGCUGCCCACCGGCCGCCUCUUGGCCACUUUGGAGCUCCUUCCUACACGGAGCAAACUUCCUCCUGGAGAUGGAAAUAUCAGUCCUGGCCAAGAAGCUGUGGUGUGUCCACAAACAGCUGAUUCUCCUGAUCACGCCACUCGUGUUUUUGCCUUUAAUUUUUGCGCUUCCAGAAAAGGAGGGAAAAUGUCUGUAUGUGGUGGUGCUGAUGGCCAUGUUUUGGUGCACAGAGGCCAUGCCUCUGGCCGUCACUGCCAUGCUUCCGGUCUGUCUCUUCCCAACGCUGGGAAUCCUUCCAUCCAAAAUGGUCUGCCCUCAGUACUUCCUCGAAACCAAUUUUCUUUUCCUCAGUGGUCUUGUGAUGGCUUCAUCCAUCGAGGAAUGGGGCCUGCAUCGUAGAAUAGCCUUGAAGGUCCUUAGUAGUUGUGGUGUAAAACCAGCCUGGCUGAUACUGGGGAUGAUGCUCACCUCCUCCUUCCUGUCCAGGCUCAGUAACACAGCUACAACAGCCAUGAUGCUGCCCAUCGCCAGUGCCAUCCUGGAGAGCCUGUUCGGGGAUCUGGAGAGCCUGAAGCAGAGGAGCAAAUCCACUGAGGACUCAAACACUGAUAUAAUACAUGGUCAGUCUACUGUAAAGCUGCAUUCACUGCCCUCAGUGCCCUCGGAAAAACAAAUGCUGUCAAUUGAUGAAAUUGAGGGGACGGAGCAGAAUGACAUGAGGACGGCUGAGGAGAUCCAACAAGAAGCCGAAUACCAGCUGAAAGUAUGGAAAGGAUUCUUGAUAUGCAUCCCUUAUGCAGCCAGUAUCGGAGGCACGGCCACCCUGACUGGCACUGCACCCAACCUCAUCCUCAUCGGACAGCUGAAAAGCUACUUUCCAGACUGUGAUCUCAUCAAUUUUGGCUCCUGGUUUGCAUUCGCUUUUCCACUCAUGCUUCUCUUCCUGGUGUUGGGAUGGGUGUGGAUUGCUUUUCUCUACGGAGGACUGAAUACACGAUUGUGCUUUAAAAAGGAGGAUCGAAGAGCACAAGCUGAGGCCAGAGCCAAAGCUGUAAUAGAGGAAGAUUACAGAAAACUAGGGCCCAUAAAUUUUGCAGAGGGGUCGAUUGCGUUCUUCUUCGUAUUGUUUGCCAUCCUCCUGUUCACCAGAGAUCCAAAGUUUGUCACAGGCUGGUCUGUGUUUUUAAAAAAGGGUAAGAAGAAGAAGUAUGUUUCAGAUGCUGUCACUGGUGUGAUCAUUGUGUCCAUAUUGUUCUUCUUCCCCUCACAGAAACCAUCUCUCAGCUGGUGGUUCGACCCUCAAGCUUCGAAUACUCGCUAUGUUCCUCUUUUAUCAUGGAAAAAAGCCCAGGAAUCAGUUCCGUGGAACAUUAUUCUGCUGCUUGGAGGUGGCUUUGCUAUGGCCAAGGCUUGUGAGGAGUCAGGACUCGCCUCCUGGAUCGGAGGCCACCUCCAGCCUUUGGCCGAGGUCCCUCCUGCUGCAGCUGUGAUGCUGAUCACAGCUUUCCUCGCCUGCUUCACGGAAUUUGCCAGCAACACAGCCACUAUCAUCAUAUUUUUACCCGUCAUUGCUGAACUGGCCAUUCAUGUCUCCAUUAAUCCACUUUACUUCAUGAUACCAGCGACAGUAGGGUGUUCGUAUGCCUUCAUGCUUCCAGUGUCCACACCGCCUAACUCCAUCGCGUUUGCAUCAGGGCAUCUCAUGGUCAAAGACAUGGUAAAGACAGGCUUUCAUCAUGAACAUCCUGGGUGUCCUGUCCGCUCUCUUGGCUAUGAACACAUGGGGCAUGGCCAUGUUUAA
Messenger RNA from Sphaeramia orbicularis (orbiculate cardinalfish), 1943 nucleotides. Its product is annotated as solute carrier family 13 member 3-like. Gene Ontology annotation, biological process: citrate transport; succinate transmembrane transport. Gene Ontology annotation, molecular function: citrate transmembrane transporter activity; succinate transmembrane transporter activity; sodium:dicarboxylate symporter activity. Gene Ontology annotation, cellular component: plasma membrane. The record is from RefSeq and is a predicted model, not a curated record. Lineage: Eukaryota; Metazoa; Chordata; Actinopteri; Kurtiformes; Apogonidae.